Chironomus riparius is the source of this 2112-nucleotide messenger RNA. NCBI's taxonomy places the organism in Eukaryota, Metazoa, Arthropoda, Insecta, Diptera, Chironomidae. The record is from the annotation of a GenBank genome assembly.
AUGGACUUCUCGAAUUUCAAAAAACCUGUGCUUAUGACUGAAUACGUUAAGUGCAUUUCCACAAAAGUAGUUACGACUACAAAGACUGAAGUUGUAUUAAUUAACAAUAACAAUAAUACGUCGAAAAAGCGAAAACGAACGGAUGGAAGGGAGUCGCCAAUACUUACCGAGUCAGACGAUCAUAGCAGUGAUAAACCUAGAGUUAAAUAUGGAGAAUUAGUUAUAUUAGGCUAUAAUGGUUUCUUACCGCAAGGUGAUCGAGGGCGACGACGUUCCAAAUUCAUAUUGUACAAACGAAAUCAGUAUAAUGGUGUCAAGCGUUCAAAACAUUACAUAGUACAAUCACCGGAGACAACACACGCGAUUUUAGAUACGAAUCAACAUUCAAUCUCUUAUACAUUAUCAAGAAAUCAAGCAGUGAUAGUUGAAUAUCAAGAAGAUGAAAAUACUGAUAUGUUUCAGGUUGGACGAUCAUCAGAAUCUCCUAUAGACUUUGUUGUUAUGGACACAUUGCCUGGUGAUAAGAAAGAUUCAAAAGUAAUGCAAAGUACAAUAUCUCGCUUUGCAUGUCGAAUUAUAGUCGAACGUAGUGAAUCACAUCGAGCACGAAUUUAUGCUGCUGGAUUUGAUUCGAGUCGAAAUAUAUUUUUAGGGGAAAAGGCUACAAAAUGGCAGGACAAUGUAGAAAUGGAUGGCCUUACAACAAAUGGCGUUCUCAUAAUGCACCCAAAAGGUAAAUUUUGUGGUGGUAACGCGAAAUGUGGUUUAUGGCGAGAGACAUCAUUAGGUGGCGAUGUUUUUAGUUUACGUGAAUCCAGAUCGGCGCAGCAAAAAGGUCAACCGAUUAAAGAGGAGUCAAAUAUUUUACAAGAUGGAACAUUAAUUGAUUUAUGUGGAGCGACAUUAUUGUGGCGAUCGGCGGAGGGCUUACAAAAUUCACCGACGAAACGUGAUUUAGAGAAAUUGGUGGAUGAAAUUAAUGCUGGACGUCCACAGUGUCCUGUUGGUCUCAAUACAUUAGUAAUUCCUCGAAAAGUGACUCUCGGUGAACACGUAAAUCAACCAUAUGUUUAUCUCAAUUGCGGUCACGUUCAAGGUCACCAUGAUUGGGGACAAGAUAAAACUGGAGCUCGACGAUGUCCCAUGUGCCUCGAAUUAGGUCCAGUUGUACAUUUGUGUAUGGGAAUAGAGCCAGCAUUUUAUGUUGAUUCAGGCCUGCCGUCGUAUGCAUUCAAUCCUUGUGGCCAUAUGGCUACGGAAAAAACUGUAAAAUACUGGGCGAAUGUUGAUAUUCCACAUGGAACUAAUGGCUUUCAAGCAGUCUGUCCAUUUUGCGCGACGCCUUUAAACGGUUCACCGGGAUAUGUAAAGCUCAUAUUUCAAGAUAAUUUGGAUUAAUCUAGGCAUUUCGAGUACGCAAGUCGUAAUAGAAAGUUGAGUUAUCAGGAUGAUCCCCCAAGUUUUAGAUUAAUUCACCGUGUUAAUGGAAAAAUGAAAUGAUUUAUGUUAAAAUAUAUUUAAUUAACAAUCUCAAUUUUGAAUCGCAACAAUAGUUUACAUUUUGUAUUAUGAAUUAUUAAUUAGUACAUUUUUGAUUCAUUAAUGAGACCACGUGUUAACGUAAUUAUUAUUGAUUUAUAUAAGUUUCAAAUUGCUUUAUUCUCUUCUCUUUUUUAUACACAAUCAAAAUGUAUGAAAGCUUUUGCUUUAAAAAGUGCAUUAAUUCGCCUGUAUAUUCACUUUUAAACAUAUGCGUGUUUAAAGACCAUUUUUUUUCGUUAUUCUACCUACAUCAAAUUUUAUCCAUGUUAUGGUCAGUAAUGGAACUCAUUGAUUGCAGCUUUUGCGUGAAAUACACAUAUUUACCGACAAUUUCAAUGUAAUUGUGCAAUUUAUUUAAGAGAGGCGCUUCAUGUUACUGUAGUACGGAAAACAUGAGGACAUCACUUUGGUCUGAACUGUCAAAAAUUCAAAUAUUAAUGAUUUGAAAAUUUUGAUCAAACAUGGUUCAAAAAUUUGAAUUUUUGAAAACUGUUAAAAUUUGAAUUUUCCAAAACCGUUAGCUAAAUUUACACAAAAAUUAAAUUAUUUAAAGAUUUCAAGCCACUGAUC